AGAGAGAGACGGGGAGAGGUAGAGGGGGAGAGACAGACUGAGUAAAGACAGAGGAGAGCUCCGCUAGAGCCGGCAGCAGAUACCUCGGUCUGGGGUCUGCACACCAGCUGGAGCCGCUCCCUCAGGCAGCUCUGACGGAAAGCAUCAGCCCGCAGUGAAAGGCGGCGAGCCAUGGCAGGGGGGGGACUCCUUGCCUGGAUUUGUGUCCUCCUGCCCGUGUUCACCCGGUUAUCAGCGGAUCGACCGGCCAGCCCCACAGGUCCUCAACCUGAAAAGGACUACAGCACAGUCCAGACGAAGUUCUCCCUUCGAACAGUUUUGGAUCCUGAGGAGGAUUCUUGCUACUUGAUUCCAGGCCAGCUGGAAACCAUCAGUCAGUGCAACUUCAACCAAACCGCAAGGACGUUCUUGGUCAUACACGGAUGGACGGUGACGGGAAUGUUUGAGGGUUGGAUUCCCAAGCUGGUCCUGGCCUUAUACGAGAGGGAGGCAGACUCCAAUGUUGUCGUGGUCGAUUGGCUGACCCGGGCUCACCAACACUACCCGGUUGCCGCUGGCAACACCAAACUGGUUGGCCGCGACAUAGCCCACUUUGUCGAGUGGUUGAAGGAGGAGCUAAACUUUCCCUCUGAAGAAGUCCACAUGUUGGGGUACAGUCUCGGGGCACACGUUGCCGGAUACGCAGGGAGUUACGUGCCCUACAGAGUUGGGCGGAUAACAGGCCUGGACCCGGCGGGGCCUGAGUUUGAAGGGGCUGAGGCGCACCGCCGUCUAUCCCCAGAUGAUGCCGUCUUUGUGGAUGCUCUUCACACUUUCACCCGGGGCUCCCUGGGCCGGAGUAUUGGGAUCCAGCAGCCUGUCGGCCAUGUGGAUAUCUAUCCAAAUGGAGGCAGCUUCCAGCCGGGAUGCAGCUUGGGAAGAGUGUUGGGAAACAUGAGAUCACAAGGAGUGUACGCCGUGGCUGAUGCCAUUAAAUGUCAGCAUGAGCGUGCCAUCCACCUGUUCAUUGACUCGCUCCUCAAUGAGAACUCCCCGAGCGUAGCCUAUCGCUGCUCCAACCAGGAGACCUUCGAGAAGGGGGUGUGUCUGAGCUGCAGGAAGAACCGCUGCAACAAAGUGGGUUACGAUGUUCGGAUAAUCCGCACGAAACGCAGUGGCCGCAUGUACCUGAAGACAGGGGCAGACAUGCCCUUCCGAGUUUAUCAUUAUCAAUUAAAGAUGCAUUUCUUCAGAGAUGUUAACCAAACCGAGACAUCUGUGAAUUUCCUCGUUUCCCUGGUUGGAACCUUGAACGAAUCGAAAGACCUCCCUAUUCGAGUCCCAGAGAUACUGGUGAACAGAACCCAUUCGUUCCUGGUGCACACUGAUGUCGAUAUCGGAGAGUUACUGAUGGUGAAGCUGAAGUGGGAAUCCUCAUCUUCCAUCUGGUCAAGUAUAAUGGGGAGAGUCACCAACCCAUUCUCAGUGUUGAUGUUCUGGGACAGUGGUAAGGAGACCUCUGACCAGUUGGAGAUCAGGAAGAUAAGAGUGAAGGCAGGAGAGACACAGAAACGGAUUGUGUUCUGUGCAAAGAAUUCUGCUUCUGUGAAGAUUCAGCCAGCGCAGGAGGUAACUCUUGUCAAGUGUCGCAGUUGAUGGAUUUGCAAGAAGGUGCAGGCAGAAGAUAACACAUCAGUAUCUGAGAACAUUAUCCUCCCCACCCACACAUCACAGGCCCUGAGCCACUUUCUUCCUGCUCUGCGAUAGUUGGCAUUCGGAAGAAAUCGAUGGGUGAUUGGCUUAAAAAGACUCAAGGCAAACAGCUCAUGAUGGAACCAAAAACAAACUGUUCUGAUUUUAAAAAAAACUCUUCUCAUCAAAAUUAUUCAUAGUUAAUGUGUUUUAUUAUCUGUUAUACAUAUAACUUCCAUUUGACAUACUGGUAUGGUCUCACUGUAAUGGGAGUGAGAGAACAUGGUCUCAUUGCAGUGAGACUGAGCUACAAUCUUAUUGUAAUGUGAACAAGUGGAUACAGUCUCACUGCAGUGUCAGUACUGCAGUACAGCCUUGCUAUGGUGUGAUUAAGUUGGGAGAAAAUAAAUGCUACAGUCUCACUGCAACUCGAGUGACAUGGUACAGUCUCAUUGCAGUGUGAGUUGAUCUGAAAUGGUGUGGAAUGAAUUACUCGUUCUCUGCAGUAUUUAUUAAAUGUAUAUAUGAGUAUAUAUAAAUCCACUUUGUACAAAA
This is a messenger RNA of Chiloscyllium plagiosum (whitespotted bambooshark), 2226 nucleotides long. Its product is annotated as lipoprotein lipase-like. Gene Ontology annotation, biological process: very-low-density lipoprotein particle remodeling; lipid catabolic process. NCBI's taxonomy places the organism in Eukaryota, Metazoa, Chordata, Chondrichthyes, Orectolobiformes, Hemiscylliidae. The record is from RefSeq and is a predicted model, not a curated record. Gene Ontology annotation, molecular function: lipoprotein lipase activity; apolipoprotein binding.